AUGAACUGUAAUAAAGUAUUGGAAUCAGUAAGAAAAAUUUUAAAUUUUUCAAUCAAACGUAAUGGGCAUGAUAAAAUUUUGGAAAAGGUGAAUUUAAUAUCAGCUGGAAAUGGGCAAUGUGUUGCUGAGAUGGUUGUUGAAAAGCAACAUACCAAUGGAUAUGGUACACUCCAUGGAGGGUUUACAGCUGCCGCCGUAGAUGUUUUGUCUAGUAUGGCUGUAUUGACUCAUCCAAGAGUUGUUGAGGACAUUGAUUCGGCGCCUAACAGUGGUGUUUCUGUUAAUAUUAAUGUUUCGUAUUUGAAUUCAGCAAAAAUUGGUGACAAAAUAGUUAUUAAUUCUGAAACUGUUAAACUUGGAAGAAAUUUAGCAUUUCUAAAAGUGACAUUAUUCAGGAAAGAUGAUAAUGUUAUCGUAGCUCAAGGUUCACACACUAAGUUUGUGGGAUGA
Messenger RNA from Macrosiphum euphorbiae (potato aphid), 450 nucleotides. NCBI's taxonomy places the organism in Eukaryota, Metazoa, Arthropoda, Insecta, Hemiptera, Aphididae. The record is from the annotation of a GenBank genome assembly.